Loa loa (African eye worm) is the source of this 176-nucleotide messenger RNA. RefSeq lists its product as hypothetical. The annotation marks the transcript as partial. The transcript has a single exon. Lineage: Eukaryota; Metazoa; Nematoda; Chromadorea; Rhabditida; Onchocercidae. The record is from RefSeq and is a predicted model, not a curated record.
AUGCAACGACGGCUUAAUGAACGUCUAGAAAAAGAACGUUUAGAGAAUUUACAUCAUGAGCAGGAGCGAUUAGCUAGAGAGAAACAAGAAGCGGAAAUAAAGGAACUUCAGCGUCAGGAGGAGAAGCGACGUGAAAGGGAUCGUGAGCGUGCAGAGCGUGAAUGUGCUAGUCGUAC